CAAACACUCUGCCUCACUCUUCACGUUCCUCUCUUGGACGCAAAUCUCAUUUUCUUUUUACUUCUCAAAAAUCACAGCUUCUUCCUUCGGUGAAUUCACACGACAUGUUUUAUUUCUAUCUGAUCUAAUUAGCUAAUAUUGUUUCCUCCAUUUAGUUUAAUUCUCUACAGAAGCAGAAUUAGGUUUAUCUUCCCUGUUUGGUUUCCGAGAAACUGCGAAAGAACGCCAAAGAAUAAAAAACCUUCUUGUUACAAUAAAUAUUAUGUUUUCGUCAAAUCGUUUAUUUUUUCACUGAUUGGAUUGUUGUUAAAAUCAAAGCCACAUUUGGCUACACCGGUUUUCUUUAUUCCUCCUCCUCCAUUUGCCAAUUUUUUUUUUUUUUUUUUUGUAUAUUUAAAAGAGUCGGAGGACGAGAAACUUUUGGAGUUUCCUCGUAUCUUCUUUCGUUUUCUUCCGAUUUCUCUGCAACCAAACCGGGGAAGUCGGAAGUUAAGUGAUUGUGAGAGAAUGUUGGGGACAGCGUCGCAGUUCGGCCAAGUUCGUGGAGAAGAUCGGUUUUAUAUUCCGGUAAAAGCAAGAAGAAACCAAAAUCACAGACAACGGCAACAACAACAGAAACAAGAACAACAGCCGAACAAAACUAAUAAGAGCGAAGAUAAAGGGAACUCUCCAUCAUCAAAGAUCAAGGUUUUUGGUACUGAUAAUAGGAACAAUACUAAGGAAAAUUCAAGUAUAACGUCGGUGCCGGCUUCAGAACCACCUUUGCUUUCACAUAGCAACCUUGACAGGUUCUUGGAAUCCACCACACCUUCAGUUCCAGCUCAGUACUUGUCUAAGGAGUUCCUUUGAUACUUGAAGGGGGCGAUUGUGUUGUUCAGUAUUAUGUUCCAUACUUGUCAGGCAUCCAGUUAUAUGGUGAAUCUACACAAGCAACUGUGAAGUCAAGGCAAGCUGGGGAGGACAGUGAUGUUGACUAUUACAGAGACUCAAGUAGUGAUGGAAACAGCGAUUGUGAAACUGAAAAAUGUUUAAAAUUUUCUAAGAAGUAUCGUAGCCGCCAUCAUAAAGGAAAUGAGGUUUCUUGUGCAAUGAGCUGCUUGUCUGUAAGUGAUGAAAAUAGUACAGUAGAAGAAAGCAUUUCUAGUGAUGAUAGUGAUGCUGGAGGUUCCCGAGGUCAAUUGUUGUUUGAGUUUCUUGAGCGUAAUACCCCUUAUAGCCGCGAGCCUUUAGCUGACAAGAUAUCUGAUCUUGCUUGUCGGUAUCCUGGAUUAAAGACAUUAAGAAGUUGUGAUCUACUGCCUGUCAGCUGGGUAUCUGUUGCAUGGUAUCCUAUAUACAGAAUACCAACUGGUCGAACAUUAAAAGAUUUGGAUGCUUGCUUUCUAACUUAUCAUUGCCUUUCCAACCCCAUGAAAGGUACUGGAGGUAGCCAAGCUCCAAUAGUAGUCUAUCCCAGCGAGAUGGAUGGCGUCCCAAGAUUUUCCUUACCUACUUUUGGAAUGGCUUCUUAUAAAUUCAAAGGAUUGCUGUGGACAGAUAAUAAGGCAAGUGAGUAUGAACAGGCCAAUUCCCUCAUGCAGGCUGCAGACAGGUGGCUAAGACUGCUUAGAGUCGAUCACCCAGAUUUCCAGUUCUUUGCAUCACAUGGGACGUAUCCCAGGUGAAAUUCAGAGAUGUACUACUGCCAAGAAUGUGUCAUUUCUUCACACCAAAAAAUAAUGCCGAUAAGCAAAACGUCCUGGCCAAAAAAGUAAUGCUCAUAAGCAAAACAUCCUGGCAAAAUCCAUGGUCGAACAAAAGUUAAAUAUCUUCAUUAAGUUCUAUGACAGCAUGCUACUGAGAAGAUAUUAUUUGUAUUUCUGCAACUGAUGAAAAUAACCGCUGGGGGUGGGGGUGGGGGGACAUUUCGGGUUUCAAAUGACGAAGAAGAUGGUAGAGAGCGAAGUUUACAACACAGAGGAAGCAACAGAUGCAAAGAUAUAUUCUAAAUGAAGUGUGAGAAGGCAGCUAACAAAUAGGAAGACGAAACAAAGCUGCUGGUAAGAAUAACCAUAUUUUGCCUGUUAAGAUAGAGAAGAUACUAGGGAUAUAUUUUCGUGAUGCCAUAUAGAGAACAUAAUAGGAGUAUAUCCAGUUACCUCUCUAACUUCCUUUGCUGGAAGAUAAUAGGUAUAUCCAUAGUUUUGUCAAGACUUGGAUGUUGGAACUUGUUGAUCUGUAAGUGCAACAAGGCUUGGCGAGGAACUUCCCUCUGAUAGGGAGACUAUAAAAAAUGCAUUGAUUUUACUUA
Molecule: messenger RNA, 2290 nt
Organism: Carica papaya (papaya)
Lineage: Eukaryota; Viridiplantae; Streptophyta; Magnoliopsida; Brassicales; Caricaceae
Source: RefSeq, a predicted model, not a curated record